CUUGCUGCUUGACCACCUUGAACCUACCUUGACUUCUUUGACGGCCCAGCUGCGAAUUCAACUUGGUCACCACCUAGCGCUGAGCUUGGAUGCUCCGCCAUAAUGACCUCUACCAGUAACUGUUUGACCCGGUAGUGACAGCUUGGAGCCCAUGUCCACUGGCGACCUAAACGGGAAUGUGCAGCGCCUGGUGCGCGAGCUGCGCUCCAUCAAGUAUCCCGGGGACGUUGAUGAAGUUGGACUGCGCCUCGGUGACCCCGUGGCGCUGCUGCCGCUGCUAAGCUUUACAUUGCUGAAGUUUUCGCGGCACGUGGCGCGCUACAUUGUGCGGAACGGGUUCGAGCUCGCUGGGAAGACCGACCAGCGCUUUGUGGAGACAAGCUUCCGACUGCUGCGGGACCUGCUGAACGUGCGCACGGUUCUGACGCCGGCGCAGUUCUUUGAGCAGGGCUUUGCGGAACGCAAGGUGCUCCUGCUUUGUGAUGUGAUCACCGUGUGCAAGAAGCUGCACAAUGACGAGGUCCGGCACGAGCGACUGGCCGCACUCAAGGCAACCCGCCAGGAGCAAGUCAUCAGCCGGCUAGCCACACCGCACGGCGGCCAGCAGGAGCCGCCCAGUGGCGGCCGGCAUGCGGCCGGCCGCAGGAGCCCGGUGGUCAAGGUGGUGCGGAAUGACGAUGUGGAGCUGUUGCAGGUGCUGGCGCCCACACACCAGCCCAACGCUACCGAUGGGGCGCAGUCCGUGUUCCGCACCCGCAAAACUAUAUCCCGCUCGCCAUCGCCCUCCCCGCCCAACGCCGUAACGAUGCGCGCAGGGCCCGACCACAGCCGGUCACGCAUGUCGCCGCCGGGACGGAGAGGCGCGAGCGGCGCCAGCGAUGUGUUGGAGCUGACGCUGCGGCCGGGCAGCCGUGGCGUCGGAGCGCCUGCGGGGCGGCCAUCUUCGGCCGCCGCAGCCCAGCAGCAGCAGCAGCAGCAGCCCAUCCAUGCCUGGUUCUUGAACCCGGCGUUUGACGAGGGCGUGGAGGGCAGCUUGGACCUUGGGCUGGGGCUUGGAGGCGCAGGAGGCGCCCGGCCGGACAGCACAGCGUGGUGGCAGCAGUCCGCGCCGACGCCGGCGGUCAUGCAGCCGGCGGCAGCACGGAGCUGGCAGCAGAACCCCUACCUGGCCUUUGCGCGCGCCAGCCCGACCAAGGCGGCACCGCAGGCGCCCCCUGGCGGUGAUCGGAGCGGGGCGGGAGCUCCGGGCGCAGCGGCUGCGGCUGCAUGGCCUGCAGAGGAGGACAUGGCGCAGCGGGACCAGUCCUCAUCUCGACAGCCACACACGCGCAGUCAGCAUCAUCAGCAACAGCAGUACCAUCAUCAUCAUGACCAGCGGCAGCAGCAGCAGCAGCCGGCAAGCAGCAGUGGAGUGCCAGGCGGCUCGGCGGAGGUCAGCGGCACGGCGGGCCGGGGAGGGUCUUACCAGCCGCGCGAGAUUGACGAGUGGAGCUUUAGUCAGUACUUCGGGCCGGGCAAGGGGCCUCAGUCUCAACGGACACAGCAGCAGCAGCAACAGCAGCAGGCUGACGGCGUGGGCACGAGUCAGGACCUGGGUGGCGCGGACUACGGCCAGGGGGGCUACGGGCACGACCAGGAUGCAGCGGAGCCUAGCGUCGCUGGCUCUGGCGAGGACGAGCGGGAGGGCUACACGGCGGCGGCUUUGUCGGACCGGGACGGGCGGCAGACGGACGGCGGUCAUGCUGCGCGACGGCAGCAGCAGCAACAGCAGCAAUCGCAGCAGCAGCAGCGGGGCGGGCACGCACUGUUUGGGUGGCAGCGGUCACAGCAGCCGUCGGCAGCUGAGGAGCAAGCGGCCAGGGCUGGCCCGUCAGCUGCCGCUGCACACGCGGCAGCAGCAUCGACACAGCAGCGGCCUGGGGUGGGUGCGGGGCUGGGGCGAGCUGCGCCGGCAGCAAGCGAAGGCGCGGGCCAUGGCGGGCAAGACUGGGCGGUCAAGCUGCGGCAGUUGGAGCAGGAGACGCAGCAGCAGGUGCAGCAGCUGCGGGAAAGGCUGGCGGCGACUGAGGCGGAGCUGGAGAAGUGCAGGUCGGAAGCGCGGCAGGCGCGCGAGACGCUGCAGGCGCAGGUGACGGUGCUUGAGGGCCGCGUGCGCUUCUUGGAGUGCGAGAUGGAGCUGUGCGUCAAGCGCCAGCCCACGCCCGCUAGACCAGCAGCUGCAGGCGACGGUUUUGGUGACAGCGCACUCUAUGGGGCAAGCGGAGCGGCCGCACGCGCCUCGCCUGGCGCAGGUGCCGGUGCUGGUGCAGGCAGGGCUGCGGGGUCGCCUGGGCGGGAACCCUCGCCAGCGGCUGCAGCAGCUGUGGCACCCUCCUGGCGUUUUGGGGCGGCGGAGCCGCAGCGGCCGCAUUCUGCUGGCGGAGCGCUGCAGCUGGCGGGGGGCCGGCCGUCUUUGGCAGCAGGCGCGACGGACGCCGGGGUCUCGACAGGGGCGAACGCAUGGGCGGGGCAGCAGCAAGCGGGGCAGGCGGCGUCGGGUCUGCGCGGGCCGGCCGGGAGCCCACCUAGGGCCUCAUCCGCUGAGCCAACGUCGGGCGCUGCAGCUGCUGCGGCAGCAUUGGCAAGAGCCUCGGCGGAGUGGCUGCGGCCCGCCACUUCCCAACCUGCGCCUGCCACCGGCGCAGCGGUGGCACUGCGUUUCAGUGCCGCAGCCGAGCCCAGCCUCUUGACCUCCUCAACGUACACCACGGACCAAGCACUGCAGCACCAGCAACUCCACCACCCGCACCCGCAGCAGCCAGCACCGCCGGCGGCACGGCUCCAGCCGCUGGCCCCCCAGCCCGCCUCGCUUGUCGGCUCCACAGGUGGCCGCGUCACGGCCGGCUUGACGCCUAUGCCGCAGCCGUCCUUCUCCUUCCAGCCCUCCAGCCUCAUGCAGCAGGUGGCCGCAUCCGCCGCCGCUGCGCCGGGCGAAGGCCCGGCCCCGGCCCAGGAGCUUGCGCCGGCGCCGCCGCAAGCGCACGGCCAGCGGCUCAUGAGCAGCAGCGUAGACAGCGGCGCCACUGCAGGCCGGCGACACGGUGCCGCCGGCGCUGCGGGGGCGCUGGGUGCCGGCGGCAACCAGCAUGUGCGCGGCAGCGCUGAGUCCGCGCUGUCGUCGUCGUCGGCUGCAGCAGUGGCGGCGGCGGCGGCGGCGGCUUCGAGGCUGGAAGCAGGUGGUGCCGCAGGUGGGGCGGCGGCUGGGGUUGCGGCUGGGCACGUGCCGGCCUGGCGGGCGCAGCCUUCAGAGCGGGCUGGCGUUACAGGCGGCCGGCUUGGGACGGGCGGCGGCGCCGUUGGCGGAAGCAUCCUGGACGGCAUCUCGGCGACAGCUCCCGCUGCGGCUGCUGCUUCUACUGCCGGGCUGUCUGCGUCGCAGUCUGUCCCGGCACCUGGUACCGCGCCCGCACCGCCCGCGGCGCUGGCGGCGCCGGGCGGCAUGUACACUUUGCAGCCGGCCAGUGCGGGCCAGCCCGGCACCGGCACCGGCGGCAGUGCGGGCGGCGGCGCCUACCGUAGCACUGACGACCUGAUCAACAGCUUGUACGUGCGCUACACAGAGGCGCAGGACUUCUUGCAGAGCAUUCGCAGGCGCUGAGCGAAUGAGGGGAGCGGAGGCGGUUGCGACGGCCUUGGAGCGUGCGAGAUGGUCGGUGCGGGAGGUGUUGAUGGGGUUGGCGGCGGCAAAAGUAGGGGAGGGCGGCGCCAGCUGGCUAUGACGGCUAGGCUAGCUGCUCGAGUGGUGCAGGGACACAGACUUGACGUUGUUACUUACCUUGCUUGUGACAGUGCAUUCAAUCUUGGGACUGAAGAGGCAAAUGCGGUUGCAGUGGAUGCCAGCGACAAGUCAUGAGUGCCGUUGUGAAGUUGGCGAAUCUGGGUUUCAAGUGCCGAGUCAUGUCUGAUCUUCUCACCCGAUCACUCCCAGUUUCGCUGCCUAGCUUCCAGGCUGGGCUGCACGGUUUGCUUGCUUCAGUACUGAUGAUACAGACUUCAUGGCGAAAUGACCAUUGGAAAUGACUUGUAAAGCAAGGCUCGG
Chlamydomonas reinhardtii is the source of this 4078-nucleotide messenger RNA. RefSeq lists its product as uncharacterized. The coding region runs from base 152 to 3637 and encodes 1161 amino acids. The record is from RefSeq and is a predicted model, not a curated record. Lineage: Eukaryota; Viridiplantae; Chlorophyta; Chlorophyceae; Chlamydomonadales; Chlamydomonadaceae. The transcript has 8 exons. Gene Ontology annotation, cellular component: spindle pole; centrosome.